This is a messenger RNA of Amblyraja radiata (thorny skate), 747 nucleotides long. RefSeq names its product oocyte zinc finger protein XlCOF15-like. Gene Ontology annotation, cellular component: nucleus. The transcript has a single exon. Gene Ontology annotation, biological process: embryo development; regulation of transcription by RNA polymerase II. Gene Ontology annotation, molecular function: DNA-binding transcription factor activity, RNA polymerase II-specific; RNA polymerase II transcription regulatory region sequence-specific DNA binding. The record is from RefSeq and is a predicted model, not a curated record. NCBI's taxonomy places the organism in Eukaryota, Metazoa, Chordata, Chondrichthyes, Rajiformes, Rajidae. Bases 3 to 590 code for a protein of 195 amino acids.
GCAUGGAGACAUUACUGGCCAGCUCUGAGUGUGGGCAGGGAUUAAACCAAUCUACCCACCUGUUGACCGGACAGCAAGUUCACACUGUGGAGAAACCGUUAACCUGUCCCGAUUGUGGGAUGGGAUUCACUCAAUUGUCCCAACUGAAUAGGCACCAGCGUAUUCACACAGGGGAGAGGCCGUUCACUUGCUCUGAAUGUGGGAAGGCAUUUACUCGUUCGUCUGACUUAGUGAGACACCAGCGAAUUCACACGGGGGAGAAGCCGUUUGCCUGCUCUGAGUGUGGGAAGAGAUUCAUUGAAUCAUUUGAGUUGCAGAGACACCAGACAAUUCACACUGGGGAGAGGCCGUUCACCUGCUCUGAAUGUGGGAAGGGAUUUUCUCGUUCAUCUCUGUUACUGAGACACCAUAGAAGUCACACCGGGGAGAAGCCGUUCACCUGCUCCGAGUGUGGGAAGGGAUUCACUCAAGCAUGGAGCCUGAAGACCCAUCAGCGAGAUCACACCGGGGAGAAGCCGUUCAUCUGCUCCGAGUGUGGGAAGGGAUUCUCUCGCUCAUCUGCGUUACUGAGACACCAGAAAAUUCACUAGGGAGAGGCCGUUCACCUGCUCUGAGUGUGGGAAGAAAUUAACUCAAUCUUCUCACCUGAAGACCCACCAGCGAAUUCACGCUGUGGAGAAAACAGUUGCCCCUCCCAACCAUGGGUAGGGUUUCACCAGUAAGUCUAACCGGGUGACCCCCCCCCCC